AUGGAACGCUCCGUGAGCCCAUCUUCGGAUACUGAUGUUUCUUUCAACGUGAGCACCUCGUUGGCUCCGCCACGCAUCAAUAAACUCCCGGGGACUACCUCCGUCACAUUCGAUGGAAGUUUAAAAGAACCACUCUUCCUGAAGGAAGACCUGAAAAAUGGCUGUGGAGGUCAAUUGUGGCCAGCUGGAAUGGUCUUGGCUAAAUAUAUUCUUCAUCGAUAUCCCUCGGAAUUAUCUGAUAAAUCUAUUGUGGAACUUGGGGCCGGAGGUGGACUGGUUGGGCUUGCAGUCGCCCGCGGAUGCAAGAUCGGAUCACCUAUCCACAUCACGGAUCAACAGCCUAUGUUCUCCCUCAUGAAUGACAACAUCAAACUAAACCAUCUCGAGUCAAUGGUGACAGCUUCGAUUCUCAACUGGGGGGAACCCGUUCCCGAGCAUAUUCCAUCGAAACCCGAGGUCAUCCUUGCUGCCGAUUGCGUCUAUUUUGAACCCGCUUUUCCUCUCCUCAUAGCCACACUCCAAGACUUGCUAGGCCCAGACUCGGUUUGCUAUUUCUGCUACAAACGACGCAGAAGAGCGGACUUAAGGUUUAUGAAAAUGGCGAAGAAGACAUUCGACGUCGUAGAAGUUCGGGAUGAUCCAGAUGCCCAGUCCUACAACCGAGAAAACAUAUCCCUCUUGACCAUCCGGAUUAAGUCAACAAGGCACAUGAAAAGAGUCGAGCCAGGACGGGAACAAGAUGGCACAUGA
Molecule: messenger RNA, 750 nt
Organism: Penicillium pulvis
Lineage: Eukaryota; Fungi; Ascomycota; Eurotiomycetes; Eurotiales; Aspergillaceae
Exons: 2
Coding region: 1-750 (249 amino acids)
Source: RefSeq, a predicted model, not a curated record